AGCCGCGCAGGAGGCGGGAGCCCGAGGAGCCGGCUCCCUCCGAGGUGCUGCUACAGCCCGGACGCCUGGAGCUGGGCGACGUGGAGGAGGAUCAAGUGGUGGCCGUGUUCGUGGUCACCUUCGACCCCCGCUCGGGAAACAUGGUGGAAUGGUGCUUACCUCAAGAUAUUGACCUGGAGGGUGUUGAGUUCAAGUCUAUGGCCAGUGGGUCUCAUAAAAUCCAGUCUGACUUCAUUUAUUUCCGAAAAGGGCCCUUCUUUGGCCUGGCCUGCUUUGCCAACAUGCCCGUGGAAAGCGAGCUGGAACGUGGCGCACGGAUGAAGUCUGUAGGCAUCCUCUCUCCUUCCUACACCCUGCUUUACCGGUACAUGCACUUCUUGGAGAACCAGGUUCGACACCAGCUGGAGAUGCCGGGACAUUACUCUCAUCUGGCUGCCUUCUAUGAGGACAAGAAGGGGGUGCUCCAUGCCGGGCCUGGCAGAGGCAGCAGCCUGCCCCCUGUCUACUGGCUGCCUUCCAUCCACCAAUACAUGUACCCUGAGAUGAAGAUCACACACCCAGCCGGCUGCAUGUCUCAGUUUAUUAAAUUCUUUGGAGAACAGAUCCUCAUCCUCUGGAAAUUUGCCUUACUUCGAAAGCGCAUUUUGAUAUUUUCUCCCCCACCUGUGGGCGUUGUGUGCUACCGAGUCUAUUGCUGCUGCUGCCUGGCCAACGUCUCGCUGCCCGGCAUCGGGGGCACCAUUCCUGAGUCCAAGCCUUUCUUCUACGUGAACGUGGCUGACAUCGAGAGCCUGGAGGUAGAGGUGUCCUAUGUGGCCUGCACCACAGAGAAGAUAUUUGAGGAGAAGCGGGAGCUGUACGAUGUCUAUGUGGAUAACCAGAACGUGAAGACACACCACGACCACCUGCAGCCAUUGCUGAAGAUCAACAGUGCUGACAGGGAGAAGUACCGGCGGCUCAACGAGCAGAGGCAAAUGCUGUUGUAUUCCCAGGAGGUAGGAGAAGACUGCAGCCCUUGCGAAGAGGACCUGUUUGUGCUGUUUUUCCUAGAACAGAACAAUCGGAUAUUUCAGACUUUGUUGGAGGUGUCUGCCAGCCAAGACAAAACUCUGACAGCAGAGCAUGCCCGAGGCAUGGGUCUGGACCCUCAAGGAGACCGGAGCUUUCUCAUGGACCUGCUGGAGGCCUAUGGCAUUGACGUCAUGUUGGUCAUUGACAACCCCUGUUGUCCAUAGGAAGGACACAGGGCUCUGGAACCGCUCACGUGGGAUGACAGCAGCCUAGAGUUCACCCCAGACCUCCAAAGGGCCUCAUUUCUUUCUUAAGUUGACACAAAGGAAUAUUGUUUAUACUUUACAACAAAUGUAAUUUUUGCAAUUUCCUUUCUGCUCUUUCUACCCAGAAGUAAGGUGAGACCACUCUGGCUUUGUGGUCUGCUUUGGCAUAGGACGUUCAGAUCUGCUACUUUCUCUGAGAGCUGCUUGUCCUUUAGCUUUGGUUUUAGGAGUUAAAUCACUCCCUGCUGCUAAGCCCUGGAAACAUGGGGAUCGACUGACUGUUCAGAAUGUCUGUCUGAACAGUCAUAUACCCCUUGGUAUAUGUACUCAAGAAUAAGACAACCGUCUAUCCAGUAUGGCCUUAGAUCUCCAUCCACAUGAAGGCAGGCACUAGAUCAGGUGAGCAGUCAAGGUUUUUAGCAGUUGUAGGAGUCAGUGUCUAGGAACCAGACCUCAGCUAGACCAGGUGAGCAGUCAGGGUUUUUAGUGGUAUAGGAGUCGGUAGUCUAGGGACCAGACCUUUUCUGUUGUUCGCUAAGAAAAGAACUAAGACUAAGGCAAUUCAGUCUUUGUUUACUUGAGCUGGGACCACAAAAGGACAAAAGGAUGUUUCUGAUACCAAAUAUGAGUGUCUCUUAAGGGUAGAAUGACAGAGAAAGGUUGCUUAUAAGUGAGCUGAAAACUAAAAUUGUAGAAUGAAGCCUUGGAACCUUUCUCACAGUAGUUUACUGGUGGCAACUCAGUGGAAUAUUCCUCUUUCAUGGAAGCCCUCCUCAGGAUGGGUUGGCCAGUUCCUUCAGGGCCAAUGCUAGCCUUGGAGCUUGCAGGCAAAUUCAUUUUACAAGUUAACCUCUCUUAAGGGUUAACCACCCUCUUGGAGUAAUUGGGGUAUUUUUAAAGGGCAGAAUUUGGGCUACCAAAAGGUAGACCAGUUGAGGUUCAAGCAGCAUGGAGAAGCCCUCAGUUUCUUCAUCUGGACUAGUUCUCUGGAGGCGCUGCCAGCCGGGCCGGUGGGCAACACAGAUUUCCUGGGUUCCGUAAUAUAUAAAACACUCUGGUUAACUCAGAGGUUGGAGUGUGAUGUUAAUCAUUACCCUGGAGCCAAACUUAACUUUUUUUUCGCAGAAGCAGCGUUCCUUAGGCUGAGCUAAUUGGUCCAGCGAUCUAACAGAUUUGUUGGAAAACUCGACAGUGCCUUCACGGAAGAAGUGUCAGGAAGCCCUGAGUGCCAUAGUGCACUUAUCUACCCUUUGAGGUGUUUGGUCUGGGACGGGUGCUCUUGCUACCUGCCUGUUCUCUUCAGCUGGCAUUUGAAGGAAGGCAGAGUGAGCGAGACAGGGACUAUCAGCCAGCCAGAAAGCUGUGAGUUGUGUUGAGGCCUUUGUUGCCAUUGUUGAGGUGACAACCCGAUACUAGUUUGUUGGUGACAGUUUCUUCCUUUUCAUCUUUCUGCCCAGUUAUUGGAGCACAUAUAGAUGUACCCAUGUCUCUGACCAAGCCCCCGCCAGGCUAAUGGUAGACAGCAGAGAGACAGCCUCCAAACAGAUGGGUCCCGUGUCUCACUUCAAGGUGAGGUUCAUAGGGCUUACUGCUGGAUUCGAGUAUGUUCGCUGUAUCUCCUUGAUAUGGAAUCCAAGACGGAAAUAAUUCAUGCGUAGACAUGCAAAUAGACAUUAAUUAAUCAAGGUGUAGUAUCUUUUAUGUAAAUAUAUAAAUAAGUUUGGGCAUUGAAAGGUAAACUAUACAACUAAUGAAUUUUUUCUCUUUUGUAGUGUGGGGUUAGCUAUCAUUUCAGUAAUAUAUUUGCUUACAAAAGAAAAAAAUCUGUGUUUAAGCCUGUAGCUUCCCCUGUUUGUCCCUUUAUGAGUGACCCUCUCCUCUUACUCCUCAAGGGGUAGGGUGGCUUCCUAACUUGAGUCAGGUGAUGGUUGCUUUUAGUCGGCCUGAGGCUCAGGGUAUCCUAAGUUGGGGGUGAGUGGUUAGAGACGGGAGUAGGGUGAAAGGCAAGGCCUGCUUCUCCUGGAGGGUACAGACAGACCCUUUUUGUCUGGUGCUGGGGAAUUUGCUGGAAGUAUGCUGUUGUAAACAUUUCUGCUCCAGAGCCCUCUGACUCCAAACCCUUUUGUUUCCUUGCUGUUUUAACUCCAAGUCUGAUGUAAAGAUAAGAGGGUGAAAAUGAGGGUCCUGUAUUUUUCUUUGGUGAAUCAGGACUUCUGGGUUUGUCCUCAUGUCAUACUUUUCUAGGCAGCUGUCUGGCAUUUCCAUGUGUCCACCCUCAUGGUCAUGCAGGGUACAGGUGGCCUGGGAGAGGAAUGUACCAGGGUGGCAGUGCCAUGUCUUAGGCCACAUGGCCUGGGCUUGGCUGACCUCAAAUCAGAGCUGCUCCCUUUAAGAGGGAACCCAAGGAGUCUACUCUACCUUGCCACCUUCUUCAUGGAGUCAUAAAUCGUGUGCAGAGCCUCUAGGUGGCUGAACAGCACACACAUCACCUCUUCGGUUACCUUAGUCACAGUCUAUCAUCCUCCAGGGUAUAUUUUGCGUGAUUUGUGAAGUUAUUUCCAUGGUCACCGUUUGAAGUCUUGCUCUGUCCCAACUCUCCUGCCCCAUGUUGGAAAUUAGCAGGUACAAGCCAGUGUCAUUUGCUGCCGGCUCUCUACAAGGGGAGUAUGUGAGGUUCUAAACACAGAUGCCUCCAAAGUGACACAGAAGCUGGGAGCCAUUGGACCUGCUUUUCUCUUACUCUUGAUAUAUUUUCUGAGAAAUCUUCUGCUUUUGUUGGGAAGAAGGUGGUGAAUGGUCAUUAUUAUUGCUGACCUCCUGGCACAGGGUUGGGAAGUAGGGUGGGGGUAGCCUCCUGCCCUUCUCUACUGUUGGGCCUCACCCCUCCCCUGCCGAUGUGGCUUAGUCCCGGGGAGCUGUCAGCCUGGCCUCAUGCCAUGCUGUGAACCAUGUGCUAACUUGGAGAUACUUGCUGACCUGUGAUGUUGGGGCUGCCCCAUCAUUCCUGAAUGAGUUAAGAUUCUCUAUGUGGACAAGAAUCUAGGUUUGGGUAAAAUAUGGUGGAAAGGCCUAUUAAAGAGGAUGUUUUCAGUUUUGUAGGCUCAGCUGAUGGUAAUACUCAGCCUUUGGGGAAAUGUCCUCUUUUGUCUUGGCUUAGAACUCUUGUUCCGCAUGGAGUCAGAAAUGGUAGGGCUCAUCUCCUACUGGACUUAAAAACAUGGGCCAAAAAUUGGUUUAGAAUUAGCCUUGAUUUUAGUUAAAUAUGAAGCAUUCCCCAAGCCUGGUGUAGAUCCAUUCCAGUGUUACUGUCCCUCCUGGGGCCUGUCCAGUCCUCAGUAAUUAUGAUUACAGUGAGAAGGUACUUGCCGCCCUUCCUCUGUCUGCCUCGGGGAGGGAAGUUGAAUUUACCAUGUAGCUAUAGGAAUAAUUUAACAUAGGAACUUGUAUUUAUAACUUGUUCCAUGUGAAAAUCAAGAUGGGAAAGUUAAGAGUAGCACACAGGUGCGGGUAAUUCCUGAUGUCACGUGUGAAGAUUCAUUUAUCAUGAAACUACCUAUGAUAUUUUAGCUAGAAGAUAAAUCAUAGUUACAUCACUGUUUUUCAUUCUGGUGUUUAUAAGGAUGGAUUUGCUAUCUGUCUAGAUACAUUGAAAGCCCUUCAGACACAAUAAAAAGAUAAAAUUAUCUUUAAACUGAUGCCUUUGGGGAACCUUGUGUAAAGAGCAGUAAUGAAUUAACCUAUUAGUGGUAGGACCUUAACCCUUCUAGAGGAGGUAAGGACCCCAGGCCGUUUCCCCCCCUUUGAAACUGCACAGCCCAGGGUAUGGACUGCCACACUUUCUGCAGCCUUCCUGCAGGUCCUCUCAGCUGCAGGACGGACAGGUGGGGCAGAUGAGUAAAAUUGUACGAUAAUCAGCUUGUCUUAGGGUAAUGACAGUUCUAAAAUGGGCAAGAAAAUUAAUGCAGGGACCCACAUGCAGGCAUGGGCUUAGCUCCCUGUUACGUCCCCAGCCGGCGGGCUUGAAAUCGGAAAUGUCCAGCCGCAUGAGGUGAGAAUCCCACAGAGCCAAAGGCUCCCCUCAGCAGGCCCAGCCGUGUCCCUUCUCACUUCAGGAAAACUCUUUUCUGAUUCAGGGUAGGGGAAGAGGAGUUGUUACGGGCUCCUUUUACUCCCAAGUCAUGGAUUUUUAAUAUUCCAUUUUUAUUACUAAUAUACCUCUGUUCCCAGGAGCUACUGGAGUGUUGCAUAUUAUGGGAAAAGGCUAACUGUGAAUUAAGUUAAUGUUUACUUAUAAGAAAUGGAAGUUUAUUUUUAUACCGAUAUUACUAUGUGAUGAACUGAGUAUGCAGAUACUGAAAUUUCAAAACUAUAAUCUGGGAAGAAAUGAGCAGCUUUGUAAUUUGGUAGCAGCCAAAACCCCAUAGAAGUUUUACUGUGUCAGUAUUUCAUAGAAUGAAUGAGGCAGCUGUGCUGUGAAAUCCUGACAGCACUUUUUAGGACAUGAACAUACAAACACGAACCUUAAGUAAAACUCUAGUAUAAAAUGGGGUAAGUGGGAUCGUUCUGAUUAUUAGGCCUCUUAGUCUACUAACUGGGAAUGCAUGGUGGUAGUGGGAGGUGGUUUUAUAACUGGCACUUUAAUUCAAUUUUGGAGCUGGAAUUUAGGGGCACUUGGAUGAAAUUGCAAAUUUAGAAAGGGAAUAAGAAUUUUCUAGUGCUAUGUAGAGCAAUGGUGAUGGAGAAAUAGAGCCUUGCUUUCAUCUUUUUAAGAAUUUAUUCUAGAAUUCCAGCGUAACACGGGAUUGUAGAGCUAAUGUGACCUAAACUGAGAAAGUCUAUUUAAUUAUAGUAAGGAAGGCACAAAUUGCUUACGUUUACUGUAGAAUGCUUACUUCGACUCCUAAUAAAUUUGCAUACUUGCUAAGGACAUUUGGGGAACGUGGGGAUAAGGCAAGGUGUUACAAAGUAGCCAGAGAUGCUCACACAAUAAAAAGUCCACACAGGAGUAACUGAGUUAGAUAGUUGCAAAUAUAUUUAAUUAGCAUUAGAGAGAAAAUUCCUUACUUUGGGUAAAUUAAGCAAAGAUAAAGUAUAAAAAGUUUUUAAGGUGGUGUUAGAAACAGAGAGCUUGUGUCUGGCAUACGCACAGAGACUCUGCGGGACGAUGGUAGAGUCCGUGCUUUUGAACAGCCAGCCUGGGUGGGAGACUGCAGGGACGGAGAACAGAGGAAAAACAAAAUGAACUUCCUUUAUUUACCCAAAGCUUGUUGGCUAAUUUUUUUUUUUUUAUAGGCCUGGGAAAUAAACCCUUCCUGGAAAAUAAAUAGUAGUAGCCUUGGAAAAACAGUUUUCCUGUUUUUCCUGAGUUAGGAUCAGCGGAGCCUCCCUGUCGCCUUAAAUGUAAAAACUUGAUUUUGAUUAAAACCCCAGCAUAGGAGCUAUAGCAAUAAGAGAAACGGAAUCUAUUUUUGUUUCAAGUCCUUACCUCGUAUUGUGAAAUCAGACAGUACAUAAAUUUUGCCCCGAAUACUAUCACACACAGGUACAUUGUGCGCUCUUUGUUUUCAUGGUGAUAAUUUUAAAGGCCUAAAGAAAGUGGGGUUAAUUCUGAAGCUAAAUGUUUCUGGAAAUGAUUUUGUUCUGUGGUACAAAUAACAUCUAUGUAUGUGUGUCAUAUCUGUAUAUAUCUGAACCAAGUUGUGUGCAGAGAGGUUGAUAAAACUAUAUUUACAGAAAACAAUUUUUACAAUUAAAGUUCACACUUUAACAUGAAUA
Otolemur garnettii (small-eared galago) is the source of this 7052-nucleotide messenger RNA. RefSeq names its product KIAA1147 ortholog (gene DENND11). NCBI's taxonomy places the organism in Eukaryota, Metazoa, Chordata, Mammalia, Primates, Galagidae. The transcript has 9 exons. Gene Ontology annotation, cellular component: cytoplasm. Bases 141 to 1235 code for a protein of 364 amino acids. The record is from RefSeq and is a predicted model, not a curated record.